CAUUUUUCUCCGGCUGUUACGUGAGGAAGGAUUUGUUUGUUUUACCUAACGUCAUGACUAUAAGCUUCCUGAGUCUUCUCCAGCCAUACCGAACUGGAUUAGUGCACUGGCAAAGCAUUCGGAUUACAGUGGAGAGCUGUGGACGGCAGAUACCGAAAACACCCCAGCCUUGCCGAUCCCAAAAACACACCAGCCCUGCCGAUCCCGAAAACACCCCAGCCUUGCCGAUCCCGAAAACACCCCAGCCCUGCCGAUCCCGAAAACACCCCAGCCCUGCCGAUCCCGAAAACACCCCAGCCCUGCCGAUCCCGAAAACACCCCAGCCCUGCGGAUCCCGAAAACACCCCAGCCCUGCGGAUCCCGAAAACACCCCAGCCCUGCAGAUCCCAAGGUAACCACGGCCUUCACUGACCACUCCCUUCGCCAGAGGCCCAGAAAGAACCUGCAGCAUGAUCACCUACCUGCUGCAUUUCCAACUCUAAGCAGCAAACUUCAAUGAGCCAAAGAGGAGUCCCCAAUGGGCAAGGGGACCAGAGAAGAGAAACAUGGUAAGUGUAAACCCAAAAGACAGUAAAAUGGGAUACAAUUGCCACUGAAAUCCCAGAGAUGUGGAGAAGUCCUGAAAAGUAGUUGUUAGAUUAAACAACUGGGCACACCUGACUUCCCCAAAAACGUAAUACAUGGAAAUUUCGGGGACAACUGGAAAAAUAGAGAAAUGCUCAAUGAAAACCGAGCUCUUCAACUCAAACAUCGCAGGGCUGAAACACAUCCUCUGUUACUCAGGCAAGGAUGCCUCUUGCCUUUUUAGCAAGGAUGCAACUGGUCAAUGACACCAAAUGGCU
This is a messenger RNA of Callithrix jacchus (white-tufted-ear marmoset), 842 nucleotides long. RefSeq lists its product as uncharacterized. The record is from RefSeq and is a predicted model, not a curated record. Lineage: Eukaryota; Metazoa; Chordata; Mammalia; Primates; Cebidae.